Molecule: messenger RNA, 1514 nt
Organism: Hevea brasiliensis (rubber tree)
Lineage: Eukaryota; Viridiplantae; Streptophyta; Magnoliopsida; Malpighiales; Euphorbiaceae
Product: amidase 1
Exons: 7
Source: RefSeq, a predicted model, not a curated record
CGGUUUAAGAACGUUGGGACUUGGGGCAGAGGCUACAAUCACACUGAGCAGUAACAAACAUGGCAAGAAGCUCGGAUUAUGGAGCUUUCAUGGAGAAAUUCGUGCUCAAACCGAUUUCUUCAUCUCAUGAACUUCCCUUAAAUGGUCUUACCUUUGCGGUUAAAGAUAUUUUCGAUGUGAAUGGAUUUGUGACUGGGUUUGGCAAUCCGGACUGGGCAAGGACCCAUUCAGCUGCUAAAUCUACUCCUCCGGCUGUUUUGGCUAUCUUGAGAGGAGGAGCCACAUGUGUUGGUAAAACUGUCAUGGAUGAAAUGGCAUAUAGUCUAAAUGGGGAAAAUAAACAUUAUGGCACACCUACAAAUCCUUGUGCUCCAGAUCGUGUACCUGGAGGAUCUUCCAGUGGGUCUGCUGUUGCAGUAGGUGCAAAGCUUGUAGACUUCUCCUUAGGAACUGACACUUGAGGUAGUGUAAGAGUUCCAGCGUCAUAUUGCAGCAUUUUGGGGUUUCGAUCUUCACAUGAUGCUGUUUCUACUGCUGGAGUUAUUCCCAUGGCACAGAGUUUUGAUACUGAGGGAUGGUUUGCUAGGGAUCCAGUGAUUUUGAAUCGAGUUGCUCGCAUUCUACUUCAAUUGCCUGAUGUGGAUCUGGUUAGAGCAAGGCAGAUAUUUAUUGCAGAAGACUGUUUUAAGCUUUCAAGCAUUCCGAAUAAUCGAGUUAGUCAAGUUCUUGUUAAAUCAGUGGAGAAGUUAUUUGGGGGUGAUGUUGUGAAGCAUUUAAUCCUUGGGGACUAUGUUGAGAACAAAGUUCCAAGUUUGAGUCAUUUUAUUAGUAAAGAAAUCAAAAAGCAAGACUAUGGUAUAGCAUCCUUGGCAGCCCUCUCAAGUGCCAUGCGUUUGCUUCAAAGGUAUGAAUUCAAGAAUAACCAUGGUAGUGAGUGUUGGGCAUUGAAGGAGUCGUAUGCGUCUAAGAUAAGAGUUGCAGAGAUGAGAAUGUUAAGGUGGAUGAGUGGCCAUACUAGACUAGAUAAAGUCCGUAAUGAGAGUAUUAGAGAAAAGGUAGGAGUGGUACCAAUUGAGGAUAAGUUGAGAGAAGGGAGAUUAAGGUGGUUUGGUCAUGUGAAGCGUAGACAUACGGAUGCUCCAGUUAGACAAGUAGAGCAUAUUAGGUUAGAGGAUAGAAAGAAAAAAAGGGGUAGACCUAAAUUGACUUGGAGGAGAGUAGUACAAUAUGAUCUAGAAGUAUUACAAAUUUCUGAGGAUUUAACCCAAAAGCGUUUAGAGUGGAGAAAGCGAAUACAUAUAGUCGACCCCAAAUUUUUGGGAUAAAGGCUUAGUUGAGUUGAGUUGAGUUAAAAAUAAAAUUUAUUAAUUUCAAGAAAAAUUUAGUAACAUAAAUUAUUUAAUUUUUAAUAGGGUAAUAUGAUUGAAUGAUACAUUAGGAAGAGUAUAUUAAAAAAUUAAAUAAAACAUAUUACUAUAAUUAUAUUUAUAUUACUCCCUCUGUGAAAUAAAAAU